Juglans microcarpa x Juglans regia is the source of this 1802-nucleotide messenger RNA. Its product is annotated as beta-glucosidase 11-like. NCBI's taxonomy places the organism in Eukaryota, Viridiplantae, Streptophyta, Magnoliopsida, Fagales, Juglandaceae. Bases 57 to 1595 code for a protein of 512 amino acids. The record is from RefSeq and is a predicted model, not a curated record. The transcript is spliced from 13 exons. Gene Ontology annotation, molecular function: beta-glucosidase activity. Gene Ontology annotation, biological process: carbohydrate metabolic process.
CUUUUCGUUAUUAUGGUUACGAAUGACUGAACAGUAGUAUUACUGGAUCAAGAUUCAUGAUGUUGAGGCUAGUAGUAGUUUUGCUGACGUAUCUAGCAGUACUGGUUUUGAGUACUGAUAAAUUUAGCAGAGAUGACUUUCCUCCUGGUUUCGUGUUUGGGGCUUCGACCUCAGCUUAUCAGGUUGAAGGUGCUGCAAACCAGGAUGGGAGGACUCCUAGCAUAUGGGAUACUUUCGCCCAAGCAGGGAAUAUGCAUGGAGCCACUGGAGACACAGCGUGUGAUGGAUAUCAUAAAUAUAAGGAGGAUGUCCAGCUUAUGGGGGAUACAGGGUUAGAAGCUUACAGGUUUUCCAUAUCUUGGUCGAGGCUUUUACCAAAUGGAAGAGGAACUGUCAAUCCAAAGGGUUUACGGUAUUACAACAAUCUCAUCAAUGAACUAAUCAGUCAUGGAAUACAACCACAUGUUACCUUACACCACAAUGAUCUUCCUCAAACACUGGAAGACGAGUAUGGAGGAUGGAUUAGCCCAAAGAGUGUGAAAGACUUUGAAGCAUAUGCGAAUGUGUGCUUCAGGGAAUUUGGUGACAGGGUUCCAUAUUGGACUACUUUUAAUGAGGCCAAUGUGUUUGUAUUGGGGGGUUAUGAUACUGGCAGUUUACCUCCUCAGAGAUGUUCAUCUCCAUCUCCAUAUGGGAUAAACUGCUCUAGAGGCAACUCCUCAACAGAGCCAUACUUGGCAGCUCAUCAUAUCUUGUUGGCACAUGCAUCCGCUGCUAGAUUGUACAAGAACAUAUAUCAGGAAAAGCAGCAUGGAUUUAUAGGGAUCAAUGUCUUCGGUUAUUGGUUCGUUCCUCUUACAAACAGCUCAGACGAUAAAAUUGCUGCUCAAAGAGCCAACGACUUCUUCUUUGGCUGGAUGGUAGAUCCUUUGGUGUUUGGAGAAUAUCCUGAUGCCAUGAAAAAGAACAUAGGCUCAAGACUGCCGGUCUUCACCACUGCUGAAUCCAAUUGGAUUAAGGGUUCAUUUGACUUCCUUGGAGUGAACCAUUACUCAACUUUGUAUGCCAAGGACAGCCCAAGUAGCCUGAAAAUCAAAGAGAGAGAGUUUUUUGCAGACAUGGCAGUAGAACUUUCAAAUUUCGAAAAUGAUACAUCCAGAUUCGAGUUGCCAAUUGUAGCCUGGGGCCUGCAAGAACUGCUGGAGUAUAUCAAGAGAGUUUAUGGCAGCCCUCCUGUUUACAUCCAUGAAAAUGGUGAACGAAUGAUACGUAAUUUGACAUUGGAAGACUGGCCAAGGGUGGAAUAUUUGCAUGCAUACAUUGGGAGUUUGCUUGAUGCAUUGAGGAAUGGAUCAAAUACAAAAGGCUAUUUUAUAUGGUCCUUGAUGGAUUUAUUGGAGUUGUUGGAUGGUUUCGAAUCCGGAUAUGGCCUAUACUAUGUUGACUUGGAUGAUCCUGAUUUAGUAAGGCAACCAAAACUCUCUGCGCAUUGGUACUCCCAUUUUCUGAAGAGAUCAAAAGGCAUGAGAUUACAAGGACUCUCUGAACUUGGGAUGAACUUAUCUGCACUUUCGCACUCUCACUUCUUUCAGUAGAUUCUUCUUUCCACUUGGCGUUGCACAAUGGUUUGGUGGUUUUACUUUUAUCUAUCAUUGUUGACUCUUCUCCCCAAAAGUGUAAUUUUUUAUUGCAUUGCUGGCUACUCCACAAAUAUUAUGUCUUGAAAAAAAAAAAAAAAAAAAAAAAAGAAUUAUAUGUAAAUUGUUGACACCUGGAAAGUAAGUAAAAACUAGCAUCUUUAU